Messenger RNA from Hermetia illucens (black soldier fly), 5138 nucleotides. RefSeq names its product beta-1-syntrophin (gene Syn1). The record is from RefSeq and is a predicted model, not a curated record. Gene Ontology annotation, molecular function: structural molecule activity; protein binding. Lineage: Eukaryota; Metazoa; Arthropoda; Insecta; Diptera; Stratiomyidae. Gene Ontology annotation, cellular component: intracellular anatomical structure; dystrophin-associated glycoprotein complex. The coding region runs from base 1615 to 3291 and encodes 558 amino acids. The transcript has 10 exons.
UCCAGUCAUAAAAAGUCAAACGAAUCUGGAAACGUCUAGUGCUCGUGAAUUUCAAGAUAGAAAAAAGUUUCGAAUAGUUAAAUAUCUUCGAAAACGUACGGGGAACCUGCUUCGUAUCUUAGAUAUAACGUUUCUGGAUUUACUGAGUGAAUAUCGACAAAAGAUAUUUGGCAGAUGAUUUUUUUGCAAGGAUAUUUCUUCCUUCAAGUGUGGAGUAAGCGAGCGAGAGUGUAGGGGGAGUCCCCUGACAGAAAACACAUUUGCGUGCAGUGGUGGUUUGUGUCUGUGAUUGUAUUCGUAGGGGGGGAAGUGGAUCCUGCGCAAUCCUUGCGGUAGUAAAGAUGUGUAAUAAUAAACAAUUGUGACGAGUGUCAAUACAGCUCAGGAUUCAGACAGUUGAUUUGAAUGUCCUAGCGAUUUGGUGCAUCUGAAAAGCGGAAUAGUAUUAAAGCGAGUUGUGAGCUUGGUUGCAAAAUAUUUAGGACCUGCCGAAGUGUCCCUGUCUUCCUAGUAGUCAGUUUGAAGGAUAACGGUCUCUUGUCGAGUGGGUGCUAUUGAAACUGACAUUACAGAAUCUUCCGUAGUGCGCGUGUGUUCGUUGAUGUCCUUGUCCAUUUGUUUCGCCUAUUCACACGCUGUGCCGAGCCUCGUGUGUGUCCUUAUCCUUACCCUCAUAGCAAAUGUUGCGUGCGAACAUACAUACAGUGAAAACACGACAGCUCCACAUUCAUUUCAUUGCCUGAGAAUUCCUUAAGGAUUUACGUUGGAAUUUACGGUACGAAUCCCAUUGUAUCUUUGGUAGAACGCGUUCCAGGCGUUCAGUUCCCGUUCGGUGGUCCAGUCGUAGGCGGCCAUUCUGAUAAAUCGGUGCCAGUGGUGGAUGGCAGCCUGCCUUGGAGCUACCCACCGUUCACUAUAAAAUCACGAAUAAUCCUUGCAGACUCCAACAGUCGUGCGGUACCUUCGCGCUUGUUCGCUUGUCUGGAAAUCCUUGUCUGACUCCCUGCCGGGCUCAAUAUACUUAAGCCUUCUAGGAAUUGCGCUUAGUGGGGGCCUCGUGCUGGUGGUACCCUUUUUUUUCGGUGGUAGACGCGGUUUAAAAAAAUUUAUAACGCAGGAAGGAAGUUAAUCAGUUUGUGGUUGUUUUGAAGUUUGAAGGAUAUAAACAAACGAAACAUUUUAGUGAAUAUGAAUUUCAUGAAUGGAGUUUCCUCCGUGGUGAAUGGAAAUGAAAAUUCUUCUGGCAUCGUGGGAAAUGAUAUAAAUUAAUUAAUUCGGUUGAAUUUACGGUUUUUGGAGAAAAUUCAUAAUAAAUUGUAUUUGUGCGGUAGUGGCGGUUGUUCGGUUGUUUCCAUAAAGAAUUUAUAAAAGUUUUGUGGGGAAAUUUGAUUAUAGGAGUAAAGUGGUUUCCACGUAAAUGUUUGGCAUGCCUUGAUGGUGUCUUUGAUCUUCCAAUGUACACCUCAUUAAGGAUUAAGUAAUUUGCGGAAAGUCACAUUUCCCGAUUUGACUUCUAGGAUUCGUGCGGAAUAUUUAAAGCAUGUCUUUGAAAAUCAGCUUUCAAGAUUAACAUAGACUGGAUUCUGGAAUAGAGUGAAAAACGAUAGUGUUAGGAUGGUGGAAUCAUCUGGUCUGAAUAGGCCACCAGCUUCGCAACAACCAAUGCCACAUCAUUCGACAACAACGGCAGCAGGACUUAGGUGUGGAAUUCUGGAGACGCGUGUUCGGGGUGCCUGGUAUCGAGUCCUGGUUACAUUGGAAACGGACUAUUUGUCAAUUAGUUUAGAUGAAUCGUGUGAGCCCACAGACCAUUCGACGACGUUAAAUGGAACUUUGGGGAGCAACCACAGUGGACAUAAUGGUACAUUACAAUCGUCUGCGGGAGCAUCAGUUACUUCAGAGGAGGUGGACAAUACAGACCAUUUACUCAACAACAACACAGUGGAUAAUGGAAUAUCGGAAAUUUGUGAUGUACCUGAUCACGUAGCGAAUCAAAAACGACAUGUUCGCAUAAUCAAAUCGGAUAAUAAUGGUCUCGGGAUUUCAAUCAAGGGCGGACGCGAGAAUCGUAUGCCCAUUCUCAUUUCGAAAAUAUUCCGUGGAAUGGCUGCAGAUCAGGCGAAAGGAUUGUAUGUGGGCGACGCGAUAUUAUCAGUGAACGGCGAGGAAUUGAGAGACGCAACACACGACGAGGCUGUACGAGCAUUGAAACGUGCAGGACGAGUGGUGGACCUUGAAGUGAAAUUUCUGCGCGAAGUAACACCAUAUUUUCGUAAGGCGAGCAUUAUCUCGGAAGUCGGAUGGGAGCUGCAAAGAGCUUUUUUAUGUCCCCUGGGACCAGGAGCACCCACAUCCCCGCCUGCACCACGGAGCCCGCCCCGAGCUGACACCAGAUAUAUCCCCCUACAAUUAACGCACCUUGCGAGGAACUUAAAGUACAUAGACCCAGAAAAUCGAUGCAUUGAAUUGCACUCACCAGACGGCAUCCACUCGUGUAUUCUGCGGGCAUCCGACUCCCAGGAGGCUCUGGUAUGGUUCAAUGCCUUGCACUCGGCGAUGGGGACAAGUACUCAACGCGCUCUGAACGAUGCAAAUCGCGCCCUUAUAAAUGUGAUUGGUGAAUUGAAGCACAUAGGAUGGUUAAGUCGUCGUGUCGGUGGAAGUGAUCAGAGCGGCCGUUCAAGUUCUGAGAGUUCCGACGAAAACGAUAAGUGGCAACCCGUUUUUGUAGCAGUCACGGAAAGAGAAUUUAGAAUAUACGAAAGUGCCCCGUGGUCCGUGGAAGCUUGGAGUCGACCGAUAGAGAGUUGUUUGCUGGCAUCGACACGUUUGGCCGGAGCCGGGAAUAAUUCAUCGUUGAAUGGUCAACAGACAACAGUAUUUUGUGUUCGUUGUGGCACGACACGUGGUGUCCUUAUCUACUGGCUACGAUCAGAAACACAUAGAGACAUGGCGGCUUGGGCACGAGCCUUGGUUCAAGGGAGUCACAAUGCCGUCAACUAUCAACGCGAGUUCUUAUUCCGAUGUCAAUAUCAAGGACGACCGUGUCAACUCAUUGUUCACUUGAAUCGUGGGUUUUCCUUGAUGGAAAGCGGCUACAAUGCACCAGCGAAAACUUUAUGGUCAUUUCCAUUUGAUAAACUGAAAGGCUCCGCGGAUGAUGGCAGUCGAAUGUUGUACUUGGACUUUGGUGAUGAUGGAGAGUUUGAACUGGACAUGGAAUGCUGCCCGAAGCCAGUUGUCUUCGUUCUACACAAUUGCCUCUCAGCAAAGGUUCAUUCCAUAGCAUAAAAUUGAACAUUUCCUGAAAUGUUGAAAUCCCAACAAUUAGACUAAGAUCCGUUAGCAGGAAUUCAUGUAAGAAUUUCAAAAAAUUAUUAAUAAAACAAUUUCAUUCCGUUAUUUUUCCACUAAUACUACUCACUCGUAAUCAAGUCUUCAUACGAAACUUUCGAUAAAACAAGUUAUUCCAUUACUUCAACAAAAUUUUCUACUAAUUGAGAUAACCGAAUCUGAAUCAAUGUAGAGAAGAUACAACGUAAGUUUGCAUUAGCUACAAUUUAAAAUUUAAGCCGAAACUAUAUUAAAAGGAGGGAAUACUAUCGUAUUUGAUUAUACACAAUAUAUCUAAGAUACUUUAAUGGUUAAGAUAAUUUAUUACCACGAAAAAGACAUGAUCCCGGCACAUUUCUAUUCAAAUAUCUGAAUAUCCCCGAAGGAUCCAAAAGAAUUAUUAGCAUAAAUGAAUCGUAAUCGUGUAAUAGGACGAUGAAUGAGGACAACAAGAAUUAAUAUAAACUUUUUUAAAAAAGAUACUUAAAUCUUUUCUAGUACAUUUGCUAAAUAUCGAACUUAAAAAUGAUCCUUUAAAGCAACUUCAUAUCAAAAAUCGAAAGGAUACCAGAUCUAAGAGAAAUUAUGAGAAAAUCAUAUCCUUUCUGAUAUAAAAUUCAAGACAUGUCACGGAAAAAGACUCAUCAAAAAUGUUAAAUGUUUCUGUUUUUAAUUGUCAUCAAACAAUUGUUGUAAUUUCAACCAUUCUUUUGCCAAAUUGCUGCGUUUAUUGUUAUUCUUGUAUUUCUUGCAACUUUAUCGGAAAGCGAAAGAAAGUUUUUAUGAAAAUAUCCAGAGAAAUUAUUUCAAAAUGAGCAAUGCCAACUGAAUUCGUCCUUGCGUUGGCUUAAUUACGGACAACUGACACGGGGGGACGGGGGAGGGGGCGAAAUUGCUAUUAAACACAAGACACGAUUAAGAGCAUUCAAUUCACAACAGCGGAAAGAAGUUUCCUGUGGCGAAAGUAGUAGGAAAAAAACUUUAAAGAAAUUAGAAAUUCAUGGGAAAUUGUUAUCAAAGUUUAGUUUAUUUAGAUGGAAAAGAUAAUUAUCUAUUCAUAUUCGCUAUUAAAGGCUUCACACUGGAAUGGAACGUGGUGAAGGACUGCUUUUUGUAGUUGCUUUUAGGAAUCAAUUGAGGGGUGAGUUUUUUUUUCCAAUAGUUGUCUUGUCGAUUAAGGAUUCAACGCAAGGGAUGGAACGCCUAAUGGCAUUCCUCAAUUUUCCGCGCUUCUCAGAAUAAAAACGGAGGAGAUUUCUCCAACAAAAAGGAAGACUGAUUAGGAAGGGAAAAUCAAUCUUGUUUUUUGGUUGCAGAACUUUCCUCAAUCUAUGGUGGAGUUCGGGAUAAAUCGAUGGAAGCAUAUCAAAUUGUUUUGGGUUAGACCCGCUAUACUGAAGAAGUUUUUGACGGAACAUUAUUUUUCAAUUAAUUUGGUUAUCUCUUAUUACUUUUUAGUAGAAGAAAAAUUUCAUAUCACUUACAUGAGAUGGAAUAGAAGAAAAGCUAAUUCUCCACGUACAAGAGAAAUCUUAUAAAAUAAAAAGUUUGUUUUCUUCAAAAAAAAAAAAAUCUUUGGAAAGUCGUCGAAUGAUAUCAUAAAACGUGUUUAAGGCAAUAAAAUCUUUUUUUUUGAAUGAAUGCAUAAUAUUAUCAUUAAAUAUGUACAUGUAAGUGAGGAAUAAGUGAAUUGUUUAUUAAAAUAUCAAAAUUUGGAAUGUUACAUUUACAUUUAAAUGAAAAUUGAUUUUUUGUUUGGAGGAAAAAAGGACUAAAUAUAUGAAAAGAUGAAAAAUAUUAAAUUA